Molecule: messenger RNA, 1194 nt
Organism: Dromaius novaehollandiae (emu)
Lineage: Eukaryota; Metazoa; Chordata; Aves; Casuariiformes; Dromaiidae
Gene: CATIP
Product: ciliogenesis associated TTC17 interacting protein
Exons: 10
Coding region: 56-1174 (372 amino acids)
Biological process (GO): cilium organization; actin filament polymerization
Source: RefSeq, a predicted model, not a curated record
GGGUCGUUGCCGUGGAGACGCUGGCUGCGCGGCGGCGGCGGCGGCGGGGCAAGCCAUGGAGGAGCCCCCCUGCGUGUGCCCACCGGCAGUGCUGGCCUGCAUGGAGGGAGCUGCCCGGUUCCUGAGCCUCAUCGGGCCGGAGGAGCUGGAGCGGUGCCUGUUUGUGGAGCGGCUGGUGGCGGCAGGCGCCGGGGCGGCGGGCGGCGAGUUCUGGGUGACGGUGCAGCGGGCGGCGUACGGGCCGACGGGCCAGCCGGGGCACAGCUGCCUGCUGGUGCGCGCAGGCUCCCAUAGCGUGGUGGACGGCGUGCCCUGUGCCACCAGCCUCCAAGCGUACGUGUCCCUGCAGCUGGAGACGCUGGAGCAGGAACUGCACGAGUGUGUGGAGCUCAGAGCCCACCCCAUAGAGAGGAGGCUCCAUGUGGUGACGCGCGGAGAGGAGCUGCUUGUCAGCAAGACCCUCUGCGAAGGGCAGAUGGAGAUGCUGUGCGAGCGCUCCCGCCACAGCCUGGCCACGCUGCGGGGGCUGCUGGCUGAGGGUGCUGGCCUGCUGCUGCUGCGGGUGCUGGCCCGCCGGGGCACCAUGCCCCCCCGCCUUGCCUUCCCCACCUUGGACGCCGAGGGCCAUCUCUGCACCGUCAGCUACCGUGCCCUGGGCAUCCAGCAGCAGCCGGUGGGCCCGGAGGAGGCGGAGGUGCUGGUGAUGGAGCGGGCUGUGCGCCCCAGCGCGGGCAUCCCCGCCGCCUGGCACCUCAGCUGCCUCCGUGACGGACGCCUGGCCCGGUGGGUGCAAGUGGGCUGCCCGGUGGUGCUGCUACUCCAGCGUAUGCCCGUCCUCACUGAGACAGACGAGGACGAGCCCCAGCCCGUCUUCCCAAAGCAGCCACUGGCCUGGGAGGCGGACGCCCAGCUCUACUCGUGCUUCUUGGACAGGAAGGAGGAGCUGCAGGCGUCCCACGCUGCCUUUGUGCGGCGGCACCCCGAGCUCGGCGCGCUGCUGGCCGACUUCCUCCAGGCCCUGCUGCUCCGGCAGCCCCCCGACCCCGUCGCUUUCGCUGCCGCCUUCUUCGCCCCCUUCGCCCACCGGUGGCCCCCCGGCACCCGCUUCGCCGCCGCCGCCGCCGCCCCCUCGCCCGCCCGCGGCCCUCGCGGCAUGCCGCCUUCCGGGAAAUAAAGCCGCUGGUGGUUCCCGCG